Molecule: messenger RNA, 1086 nt
Organism: Strongylocentrotus purpuratus (purple sea urchin)
Lineage: Eukaryota; Metazoa; Echinodermata; Echinoidea; Camarodonta; Strongylocentrotidae
Exons: 3
Coding region: 517-1086 (189 amino acids)
Source: RefSeq, a predicted model, not a curated record
CUUAGGAAGUCGCUCCACUGCCUCUGUUUGCACUCAAUUAGUCUCAAUCAAUUAAAGAAAUCAUUAAAUAAAAAAUUCUAAACCAAAUUGUAACAAGUAAUGUAUAUCAGCAGAAAGUAGAUAACAAGGGCUGUUUGCUGCCACCUUGUGCCCAAGAUUUGAAUAACUCUUCUAGCCGUUGGUCUCCAAUUUCUACUCACUGAAAAUGCUUCGCAAAACUCCAAAAUAUGUGAGGAAGAGGAAGGUGUUCAAAGGAGAUCAUUACCAGAUAUUACAGAAGAGUAACAUGAAUGCUGGAGAGGUGCCAGAAGAACUAAAAGCUAAUUCAGAGAUCGAGGAAGCUUUCCCUGAAUAAGUGUUUGGACAGCCCUAUUUUUGGCCCUGGUCCCACAUGUGAAGAUCCGCGUCAUUAGUGGCCCACAACUUGCAGCUGCUUUGCAAAAGGCUCACGUGUGUCUGGGAGGGCAUCUCAUUCCUCUGGAGAAUUUGUCAAAGAGGAAUGGGUUGAACUGCGCCAUGGUCCUUGGUUGCUUCAUUUGCAAGAAGGAGAGGACAUUCUCUUCAUCAGAAAAUGAAUGCGAAGGACGUGGAAAGUCUGCAGAAAUAAACCGCAGAGCUACUCUGGCAGCAACGGAGGUUGGUUUGGCACGGAAUAGCUUGUGCGACUUGCUGACCAUCCUCGAAACAGCCCCACUAGUCGAAGCCCCUAGCUACAACAGGCACAUAGCCACUUUAUCUUCCUUAUCCCAAGAGACCAGUAAGAAUCAGAAGAAGAAGGUGGCAGCAUGCCUACGUCAAAGGGCCAUGGACAAGGAUCUGACCAUCAGGGAAAAUGAUCAUGUGGACGUGGCAGUGCCCUACGAUGGAACAUGGGGUGGGGGUAGUGAUACCGAUCGAUACAGGGGAGAUUGUUUGACACAGAAGGUCUAUCAAAAUCAUGUAAACAGUUUGAGUAUAGAAAGGGUUGGGUCUUCAGUAUUCUCAGCCAGAGGGACCUUGAUCGCCUUCAGAGACUCCAAAAAUGAGCAGCAAGGCUUGUAUUUUCUGCUCCUCUUCGAACUCACAUAUACAACCUCUUUGACUUGA